GGGAUGCCCUACGGGGAUGCUCGUAGCCGGGUCUGAAUCAUCUUCGCCGGAAGCGAUCUCUCCCAGAACGGUCGAGAAACGACAAUGAUAGAGACGAUCUACAUUCUCCGCCACGGGUUUAGGCUGAACUGGGUCACCAGCAACUGGAAGAGCCCGACAGGUUUGCCGCGCGAUCCACCCCUGGCGGCGUUUGGAGAGACGCAGGCGCAGGAGGUCGCGGACUACUUCCUGUCGCUGCCUGAAGAUCAGCGCCCGACCGCGAUCUGGUCAUCGCCCUACUAUCGCUGCAUCCAGACCGCAAAGCCCGUCGCCAUCGCGCUCGGCCUCCCGAUCUUCAUCGAGCACGGCCUGUCCGAGUGGUACUCCCCCGUCGCACCGGACACCGGCCUCCACCCGCGCCCCGCCAACGCCGCCGCCCUGCGCGCCCACUUCCCCGAGAUCGACCCCGACGCGUGGGCCUCCGUGUGGUACCCCCCGCGCGCGGGCGAGGACGUGCAGCAGGUGCACGACCGCGCCGCGGGCUUCGUGUCCGCCUUCGUCCCCGAGGUCCCGCGCCGCCUCACCCACAACGGCGGCGGUGGCCCCGCGCGCGUGCUGCUUGUGAGCCACGCCGCGACCGUCAUCGCGCUCGCGCGCGCGCUCGUAGGCGACCGCGCGCUGCCGCUGCGCAUCGCGUGCUGCUCGCUGACGCGCGUGGAGCGCAAGGCGGGCGUCGUCGACGGCGUGCAGCCGAUCGAGGGCGCGUGGGAGGCGCGUCUGCUUGGGGACGGGAGCCAUUUGAAGGACGGGAACCAGCGCGACUGGGGAUUCGAGGAUAUCGAGAUCGCGGAUGGGCAGGUGGUCCAUGAUUCGGGCGUGCCGGGCACAGAGCAUGAGGUGGACGAGCUUGUAGGCUGUCAGAUCAAGGAAUUGGCGGCGCGGAUGUAAAGGCAUCGAUGCAUCGGGGUCAUCGUACAACACAGCUUCAGACCGUAGAUAGCUACACUACAUGUACACACAGCAAGAAAUUCCACGCAUCCACGCAUCUCGCGCGCGGCUUUCAG
Heterobasidion irregulare TC 32-1 is the source of this 1043-nucleotide messenger RNA. RefSeq lists its product as uncharacterized. Lineage: Eukaryota; Fungi; Basidiomycota; Agaricomycetes; Russulales; Bondarzewiaceae. Bases 85 to 927 code for a protein of 280 amino acids. The record is from RefSeq and is a predicted model, not a curated record. The transcript has 7 exons.